Molecule: messenger RNA, 424 nt
Organism: Aspergillus eucalypticola CBS 122712
Lineage: Eukaryota; Fungi; Ascomycota; Eurotiomycetes; Eurotiales; Aspergillaceae
Exons: 1
Coding region: 162-383 (73 amino acids)
Source: RefSeq, a predicted model, not a curated record
UUUGUUUCUACAGUCUCCCAAUAUCUACAUCACAAGGCAUGGGCUUUUGUGUAAUGUGCCGCUGCACUUAAACAACUACCCGACAGACAAUAUGGGUGGUGUACAGCGACGUUUGAACUGACCAUGGGGAUAACAUGGACAUCGUUCAUGUUUGAUUGCAGAUGAGGAGCAGGUCAAUCACUCAGGGUUGGCUCAGAUCCAAUCCCCAUGAGGUCAUUCCUCGUAGUCUGGAGGGUGUUAGAACUGCCCUGAGUAACUUGAGGUUGCCAUUGUCUUUUGUACGAUUCUCAACACGGAAUUGCUAUCAUUGGAUUGGCCAGGGCAGAAAACAGCCCCGACGAUUACAGAUUCGCGCAGCAGAUGGAGACCAUCAACAUGGUUAAUAUCAUGGCUUGUCGGGAAGUAUAUAUGCUUUGCAUGAAGG